This is a messenger RNA of Rhagoletis zephyria (snowberry fruit fly), 948 nucleotides long. The record is from RefSeq and is a predicted model, not a curated record. NCBI's taxonomy places the organism in Eukaryota, Metazoa, Arthropoda, Insecta, Diptera, Tephritidae.
AUGGCCAUUUUCAACUUCUAUCCAACGCGAAAGUACGAGUACGUCUGGCUGAAUAUCUUCGGCAUGAUUGGCCUGCACUUGGGUGCCGCCCUUGGUUACCUGCUCGUUCCUCGAGCCCAGGUGGCCACUCUCAUUUGGGCGUAUGCGCUGCUGUUGCUGGGCACACUUGGAGUGCAGGCUGGCGCUCAUCGACUGUGGUGUCACAAGUCUUACAAAGCCAACUUUGGCGUUCGCCUCUUUCUCUCGCUUUGCCACGUGCUGGCGCUGCAAAACGACGUCUACGAGUGGAGCAGAGACCACCGGGCCCACCACAAGUUCGCCGACACUGACGGCGACCCUCAUGACUCCUCGAAGGGCUUCUUCUUCAGCCAUGUGGGCUGGCUUCUGGUGAAAAAGCACCCCGAGGUGAAGCGACGCGGUGCCACCCUGGACUUAAGUGACCUGCUAGCCGACCCGAUUGUCUCCUUCCAGAAGACCUUCUACAUUCCGCUGGUGGCGAUCUUCUGGGGCGCCAUUCCCACCUUUGUGCCGGUACUGUGCUGGGGCGAGGACUUUAUCGUCGCCGGCUCGGUGUGCGUCUUUGCCCGCUACGUCACAUCGCUCAAUCUGACCUGGUUUGUCAACAGUUGGGCGCACAUCUACGGCUACAAACCCUACGACCAGAAACUGGCCGCCGUCGAGGCCUCCAUUCGCCAUCUGCUGAUGGGCGAAGGCUUCCACAACUACCACCACGCUUUUCCCUGGGACUACUCGGCCAGUGAACUAGGACCGGCGGACGUCUUCAACCCUGCAACAGCUGCCAUCGACUUCUUCCACUAUAUGGGCUGGGCAUGGGACCUGAAGAAGCCGUGCCCACGCCAAGGUGCGCCUGAAAGACGUCCGCCUGCUGCACCACCGCCCACACUGUCGUCGGUGGGUGGUAGGCUAGGGUUGCGAAGUGGCCCAUAA